AUGGCGGAUCGUGAAAUACAAAAUUUAACCAUUAUAAGAGUCAGUGAAGAAAUUGAUGAGAAUGAUUCUAUCGGAAGUGAUGAUAAUGAUGAUAUUGGUGCUGGUAAAUCUAACGGAAAUAAUAAUGGUUAUGGCGUGCCCCAUAACAGGACGCUGCCGUGUUUACAAAGUGCUUCCAAGUCUCCGGGCCGAGUAAGGACCGUAGUUGAUAAGGGACAGCCCCACAAUGCAUAUACCGUAUCGCGAAAAUUCGUCUACGAGGAUCUUUGCGCCACCCGUUGCGCAAAAAAAUGUUACAGUUUCAAAUGCAUUGAGCUACCGAGAAUUAUUACAUUUGAAGCCCUUGCCAUAAAGUUACAAAUUAGCAACAUUAACAUUGUCUGUCUGACUGUGUACAGACCUGGAUCAGUUUCACCUACAUUGUUUUUUGCUGAACUUGUCUCUGUACUGGAAGUAAUUGAGUUAAUUGAAAACAACAUUAUAUUAGCUGGGGAUAUCAAUGUGCACAUGGAGAAACACAAUGACCGUCAUGCUGCUGCGCUAAGUGAUGUUUUUGAACAUUUUAAUUUAAUAAACAGAACUUGUGACACAACUCAUGAAAAAGGAGGGAUUUUGGAUUUGACUGUUACUUCUGGUUCAUUCCCUGCCAAGAUCGAAGUAUUUUUACACAGUCAUUUUUCGGAUAAUUUUUUUGCUUCAGGCGCGUCUAUCGGUUAA
This is a messenger RNA of Helobdella robusta, 717 nucleotides long. RefSeq lists its product as hypothetical. The coding region runs from base 1 to 717 and encodes 238 amino acids. Lineage: Eukaryota; Metazoa; Annelida; Clitellata; Rhynchobdellida; Glossiphoniidae. Gene Ontology annotation, molecular function: catalytic activity. The record is from RefSeq and is a predicted model, not a curated record. The transcript has 4 exons.